Baudoinia panamericana UAMH 10762 is the source of this 1438-nucleotide messenger RNA. RefSeq lists its product as uncharacterized. Lineage: Eukaryota; Fungi; Ascomycota; Dothideomycetes; Mycosphaerellales; Teratosphaeriaceae. Gene Ontology annotation, molecular function: fructose-2,6-bisphosphate 2-phosphatase activity. Bases 26 to 1150 code for a protein of 374 amino acids. Gene Ontology annotation, cellular component: cytosol. The transcript has a single exon. The record is from RefSeq and is a predicted model, not a curated record. Gene Ontology annotation, biological process: regulation of pentose-phosphate shunt; negative regulation of programmed cell death; fructose 1,6-bisphosphate metabolic process.
CGACUGUGAUGUUGCUAGGCAGAGAAUGAUAGUUUCUUAUGCGUUGGAUGGAUUUCGUGGCGCGAGUGCACGGAGCACCGUCGUCCUUUCGACGUCCACAUCUCGCAUAGCUCGCUUCGAACACUUCAUCAGCAUCCAUCCGUACCAUUGGCAUGAUGACCUAAUGAAAUUAUAUCUCAUCCGCCAUGGCGAGACUGUCGACAACGUAGCCGGCCUUUUCGCGGGUGUGCGCGAUUCGGCGCUUACCAACUAUGGAGUUGAUCAAGCACGCUGUCUAGGGGAGCAUUUCUCAAAGCGCGGUAUAAAGGUCACCCAUCUGUUCGCGUCGCCGCUACAACGAGCCGUAAAGACAGCCGAGGCGGUCUUGAAGGCGCAAUAUACCCUUCCGGACGUCAACAGCAACGCCGGCACCGCCACAUUGCAGAUUGUGCAGGUUGCUGAGCUCGUCGAGCAGGACUUCGGCUUCUAUGAAGGCAAGCCUGUCUCAUCCCGCCGUCAGUCUGAUAAUAGUAAUCCUGCCUUUGUGGACGCUGAGAGCAAGGAGUCUCUGGCUAAGCGUGCAGAUGCCUUUCUGGACCAGCAUCUUGUACCGCUGAUAAACCGGCACGAGCGAAACGCUGCAGCUAGCGGACUGCAUGUGGUUGUGGUGUCUCAUGGCAUAUUCCUAUCACAUCUCUGGCGAAGAUUACUGGUACGACUACCGAAGAAAAGCUUGACCGUGGCACCGGAGGUUACUGCGGCACGGGGCAAUCUCAUUCUUGAGCACCUCGGAGGCUGGAGCAAUACCGGCUAUCUGGAGCUCGCUCUCACCAGGGAUGAUAUGGAAGAGACCUCUAGAAAAGCUUCUGCAGGAGAAGCAGCGCCACUGCCGCAGGGCCUAGCAGAGGAUUUGGCCUUGCCCACACCGGAACCUCCGGUACAGGGCGCUGACGCUGUAGUACCCCUCAAUAUCCUCAAGCCCAAGUCUAGCGACGCAUCACCGAUGACGGCCGUGCGCAUUCUGCGUGGCUGGUCAACCGCAAUCCUCGCCGUUGACAACAAGCAGCACCUUGUUGGCCUGAAAAGGCAGCGAGGUGGCAUUGGCCGGCUCGCACACGAUGCCGGACAGAAGAAGCUAGAUGCUUUCUUUAAGCGCCAGAAGCCCGGCUGAGGUGGCCGCGAUCUGUCGUCUGUAUGUGAGGAUCCCACCAUCGAGCGAGGUAUCACCGGAUCAUCUGUAAGCACUCCUUCCAGCGCAUCAAUCCACAUCCUUAAGAUGAUGAUACAUCAAUAACUCACAGACCUGUACCGAACUUUCCAUGUAGAGUCACUAUUGUCCAACUGCUGUCUGACGAAGCACUUUCCGCCGUCUCACUACAAUCAUUUCACGUAUUAUGAGCCAUCGCUAACAAUUCUUAAUCGCAGAUUUACAGAGUGCGCAGUUGCCUUUACCGGCCUG